Archocentrus centrarchus (flier cichlid) is the source of this 3118-nucleotide messenger RNA. RefSeq names its product fignl1 interacting regulator of recombination and mitosis (gene firrm). The coding region runs from base 199 to 2961 and encodes 920 amino acids. The transcript has 25 exons. NCBI's taxonomy places the organism in Eukaryota, Metazoa, Chordata, Actinopteri, Cichliformes, Cichlidae. The record is from RefSeq and is a predicted model, not a curated record.
GUCCGACUUAAACCACGGCGCGCAGUAUGUUUCAUAUCUCACAGAUACGGUAAACUAUCCGCUUUGUACAUUUUAGUCGUUGAAAAAGUAAAAUGGCAGCACUUUAAGAUUCUUUGGAGCGUUGGCGUGAUACUUCUUUUACCCCUGGAAAGAGGAGUUCGUCUUGUAAUUACGAACUGGGCUUCCCCAGAUUUCAUCAUGUCCCAGACCAACACUUCUCUCCUGGACGAGGUGGUGCAGUGGAGUCAGGAAACCUGUCGCCAGGAGCUCAAGUCUGUCCUGCCAAAGCUCACUUCGUUGCAUUAUCAGUCUGACAGUUGGGAUGAUCACAUACGUAUAUUGAAGAUAAUUACAGACAUGUUCCUCCCUCAUAUUGGUUUACGAGACCUGGAAGACGAGUGCUUCUCCAAGAUCUUACCAAAGGUUGUGACAGUGUUUGAUAGCAUGAUGAAAGAAAUCAUGGAGCAAGCUGGUGGACUUUCGAGUCAAAAUACUGAACUUUGUGCCUUACUAAGGAACAUACUACAGGCAAUGAUGCAGAUAAUUGAUGCACUAUCUGCUUGUGUGCGUCAUGUUGGCUCACUGGAAGAUACCCCUGACCUGGAUUCUAUCCGCUCACUACCAGCUUGUAUUCUGAAAGUCCUGAAAGAAACAUUUCAGCACUGCAAGGAUAGCGAGGUGGUUUACUGCGGCCGUCUCUCCCUUGUUGCUGACUUGCUUCAGGGACUAUUCAAGGAGGCCUAUUCCCUUCAGAAGGGUCUUCUGGAGCUGCUAGAUAAGAUCUCUUUGGACAGCAGUGCCUCAGAGGAGGACGUCUCUGAUAUUGUUACAGUGAUUCAUAGUCUGCUGGAUAUCUGCUCUGUUAUCUCCAACCUGGACAUAGCAUUGCAUGCAAACACAUGGAAGUUCCUCAUCAAAAUGAGUCUGAAGAACCAGUCAUUGGUUGAGGAGCAUCUACAUCACAGUGACAUCAGUAACAGCCUGUGUGACAACCUGCUGAGCUCCUUCCACAACUGUGUGGAGCUGGCUGAACAGAUUAAACAUGCAGGUCUGCAGGAGGCCACGCAAAGUCCAGAAUACAAGUUGUUCCAAAAAACUGCAAAGAUGUGCAGAUUUUUUGCCAACACUUUGAUUCAUUACAUAAAGGAAUUCAGAUAUUUUCUAACCAAGUGCUGUAGCUGCUUCCACCAGCUCUACCUGCAGAUCAUCAGUAAAUUCCCUCCCAGCUUAAGCACUCCAGAACUGCCUGUAGCUUUAUCUCAGGAGUUAAAUGCAGCAGCUCUAGUUCCCAUGGAAGCCUUCUUGCUUCAGCUGCUGCCUUUAAGACCUUUUGCUGAAGUUGUCCUCCAGGAGAACUUGCGUUUAAAUCCUGAACAUGAGCUUCCUCACUGUCUGUUGCUGGUGAGCAUCAUGGGACAGCUGGCUGGCCAACCUGAGGAGGUGCUUCAGCUUUGGUACACAGGGAGUCAGUUUUCAGAAGAAAAUCUCAGGCUUCCUCUCUUCCAGGCCGUUUUCACUAGUUUCCGGCGAUGCUGUGUGGAACGUAAGGUCCCAGUGCUGUUGCCGGGGGUGAUGUUGAAGGGUCAGGCACAGAUCCAAGUCACUGUGCACCAACACAUCUGUGUGCAACUCUGUGCCAGUGUGGCUUGGCUUCCCCCUGUAUAUUUUCCUGUACUGGAAUGUUGCUUGGUUGAUGCUGUACUUCAGGCUGAUACUCAAACAGCUCUAUUGGCAACAGAUGUGUGGUGCUUUACAGCACGGUAUGGGACAGCAGAACUUUGCCUACAUCAUGUCCUCCUUAUUGCUCAGCUGGUGAAAGUUUGCGGCACUGAGCGUUACCAGUCAUUCCAUCUGGGCAUGUUGCUGAAACGCAUGGUUUUCCUUAUGACAUCAAGCCACCAGAUGGAGCUGGUGUCACAUUUUCCUCCCUCUGAGGUGGAAAACCUUCCAGUGUGGCACCAUGUCCUGCUCAGAGCUCUUUCACAGGACGUCCGUCACCAAGUAGUGACAGAUGUUAUUGGCAUAACUCAAAAAGUCCUGACUGACUGGCAGAAUGGAGGAUACAAACUGGGACAAAUCAACAAAGUGAAUGCAGUGCUGAUGUCUCUCCUAUCAGUGGUUCGAGGCCAGUCCUCCCCUGAAGAAGAGUGCGUGUUGUCUUCUGUGAGGAUAGUCUCACAGCUUUGGUUACGAAUGAGUCCAGACCAGUUGCAGACCCACCCCGUGCUCCAGUGGAUGCUGCAGCUGCUCUUGUCACUGUCAGCUGUUUUAGUGACGCACAUUGAACCUCACAUCAUUUGUCAGGCUCUGGUGUGUCUGGAUGCUGUGGUUUCUCAAAAGUGUGCAGAUUGGUUACUCCUGGCUGCUUUGGAGUUUCUCUCUUCACUGGGGAAGAUUUUUGUCCCGCCUGACAGCCAGAGUCAAAUUCUUCCAAAGCUCAGUAGCCUGUUUGGAGCCCUUUUGGCUGACAAGUCUUGGCUGUUGCAUCAGCACGCCCUGGAGGCCUUUUCUCAAUUUGCAGAGAGUACAAACCAUGAAGAGGUAAUUUCUCAGAGUUUGUGUGCAGAAGACACCAAGACCAAAGUGGUUAAUUAUCUCAGCAAGACUGUGAACGUGCAGGAAGAUAAUGAGUCACGGCUUGAGAGGCUCAAACAGGAGACACUAAUGAUCAAGCAACACAAUGAAAAGCUGGAGUGUAAAAAAGAAAAUGUUUUGAAUAAACCACCUCCUGAAGGGUUUUCAGAUUCAGAGCCGUGCCCAAAGAGAGCUCGACAGGAGACCAGUGCAGAGCAGGAGUACGGCCGAUUUAUCCAGACAGCCGAGAGUGCUUUAAAAGCACUUCAGGCUCUCAUUGAGGGUAACACUAACAGUAGUGCACCACCUCCACAGUGGCUGGAAUCCAGACUACAGGAACUGCAGACCCUCCUAACCCACAUCACUACAGUCAGACACAAAACCUAGUAGCUCCAGAUAGUUUUCCAGCCUCAGGACAUUUACUUCCUGUACAGAAAUGCUGAAGAUGUUUCCACACAAAUUGGUGCUGCUAAAAAUGGUUUUGCUCCUCUUUUUUAUUAACUGUCAAUUCUUGUUCCUUUUUAUUAAACUUAUUUCUGAAACU